Eutrema salsugineum is the source of this 1221-nucleotide messenger RNA. Its product is annotated as V-type proton ATPase subunit D. The coding region runs from base 208 to 993 and encodes 261 amino acids. Gene Ontology annotation, cellular component: proton-transporting V-type ATPase complex; vacuolar membrane. NCBI's taxonomy places the organism in Eukaryota, Viridiplantae, Streptophyta, Magnoliopsida, Brassicales, Brassicaceae. The record is from RefSeq and is a predicted model, not a curated record. Gene Ontology annotation, molecular function: proton-transporting ATPase activity, rotational mechanism. The transcript is spliced from 2 exons.
CUUUAUUUCAUCCACGAUCAGCGACGAGGUCGAAAUACGAUCGCUCUCUCUUCUUCUUAUGCCUCUGUCGACAGUUCUUAAAGACAGAUUUCAAUUUCUCCGAGCUCUCUCUCUCUCUCUCUCUGUCUUCUUUCAAUCUAUUUCACUGAUUUACUUGCGAAGAAGUCUCUUCUUCUAGUCUCUCGAGAGGCCCAGUAGUUUUGAAACAUGGCUGGCCAAAACGCGCGUUUGAAUGUGGUUCCCACUGUUACUAUGCUCGGUGUGAUGAAAGCCCGUCUUGUUGGAGCUACAAGAGGCCAUGCUCUUCUCAAGAAGAAGAGUGAUGCUUUAACUGUUCAGUUCAGGGCACUUCUCAAGAAAAUCGUUACUGCUAAGGAAUCCAUGGGGGAUAUGAUGAAGACAUCGUCUUUUGCUCUUACCGAAGUAAAGUAUGUUGCUGGUGAGAAUGUUAAACAUGUUGUCCUCGAGAACGUUAAAGAAGCUACACUGAAAGUCCGUUCCAGGCAAGAGAAUAUCGCAGGAGUGAAGCUUCCCAAGUUUGAUCACUUCUCUGAAGGCGAGACCAAGAAUGACUUAACCGGUUUAGCUAGAGGUGGUCAACAGGUGCAAGCUUGUCGUGUGGCUUAUGUGAAAGCCAUUGAAGUCCUAGUUGAGCUUGCUUCUCUCCAGACUUCGUUCUUGACGCUUGAUGAAGCGAUCAAGACGACUAACCGGAGGGUGAACGCUCUGGAGAAUGUUGUGAAACCGAAGCUGGAGAAUACAAUCAGUUACAUCAAGGGAGAGCUUGAUGAGCUUGAGAGGGAAGAUUUCUUCAGGCUGAAGAAGAUUCAGGGAUACAAGAGGAGGGAAGUAGAGAGACAAGCAGCUAACGCCAAGGCGUUUGCUGAGGAAAUGGUUCUUGAAGGAAUCUCUAUGCAGAGAGGGAUUUCGAUAAACGCUGCUCGUAAUUUGCUCGUUGGUGGUGGAGAGAAGGAUGCAGACAUUAUUUUCUGAGGUGUGAGCUCUGUCGCUGUCUUUCGUGAUUGCUUUGUUUCUAUUUUUCACUGUCGCGCCGUUAUUACUCUCUUCUCAUCAGACUUAUGUUUCUUCAAAUAAAAUGGAUUUGUUGUAGAUGAAAUAUUGUAUCAUCUUGGAUUGUGCUUUCCUAUGAUUUUCCUUGAGAGAUUUGUGAUUGUUACUGUUAUGGGUAAUGAUUAAUUUAAUUCACUGUUUCGGACCAAA